Molecule: messenger RNA, 393 nt
Organism: Linum tenue
Lineage: Eukaryota; Viridiplantae; Streptophyta; Magnoliopsida; Malpighiales; Linaceae
Source: the annotation of a GenBank genome assembly
AUGCCAGAGGCGUUACAUAAAAUGGAAUCACUGGAAUCUUUGGACUUAUCUGUGAACCAGCUAUCCGGAGUAGUCCCUCCUGGACUGGCAAGUCUGACUUUCCUGUGUUACUUGAACUUGUCCUACAACAACUUGAGUGGUAAAAUUCCUUCAAGCACUCAACUGCAGAGCUUUGAUUCUUGGAGCUUCAUAGGGAACCGAUACCUCUGUGGCCCUCCAUUGAACAAUGGUUGUAGUGUACGCAAAGCUGUGCCUGGUUCUGGAAAUGGAGAUGAAGACGAUGAUUUUCUAUGGUUCUCCGUCAUCACAUCACUUGGCUUUGUGGCUGGUUUUGCUGUUACUGUCUGGUCUUUUUUCUUUGGAUUAUCAAACAACGUACUCUGGAUUUCCUAA